Messenger RNA from Thelazia callipaeda (thelaziosis nematode), 1527 nucleotides. The record is from the annotation of a GenBank genome assembly. Lineage: Eukaryota; Metazoa; Nematoda; Chromadorea; Rhabditida; Thelaziidae.
AUGAUUUAUGAUAAUUUAGGCUUGAAAAGUCGAGAAUGCCAACGUCGAUCUUACGACAAGAUAGAAAAUAUUGUUUGCGUGUGCAAUGCAACAUUUUGUGAUGACUUACCUCAGUUAACUAAGUUAAAACCAUUGCAAGCGGUUGUCUAUAUAACAAGCGAAAGUGGAAAACGCUUCGAAAAAACUUUCUUCUCAUUCAAACCACUAAAAAAUGGAAGUGAAAUUAUUCGCUUGAAGAUUAAUGAUCAAAUAAAGUAUCAGACUAUUCUUGGAUUUGGUGGAGCAUUUACUGAUUCCGCAGGUAUCAACAUUAAUUCGCUGAAGCAAUCAACCCAAAUUAAUCUCUUGCAAUCAUAUUUUGGAGAAAAAGGUAUACAGUAUACAAUUGGUCGAGUACCGAUGGCAAGCUGUGAUUUUUCUACUCGUGUAUAUUCAUAUGACGAUAUUCCAAAUGAUUUUACUUUAAGUAAUUUCUCUCUUGCUGAGGAAGAUAUGAAAUUUAAAAUUCCAUAUAUAAAACGAGCUAUAAGUUUGACAAAUAGUACUUUGAAAUUGUUUGCUACUCCUUGGUCAGCACCUGGAUGGAUGAAAUCCAGUGGUAAAAUGGUUGGUGGCGGAACGUUACGAGGAUCACCAGAUGGACCUUAUCAUACUACUUGGGCUAAUUAUUACGUGAAAUUCCUUGAGGCGUAUCAAAAUCAUAAUAUAACAUUUUGGGGAUUAACUGUGCAGAAUGAGCCAGUUACUGGAGUUGACUUAUCUUACAAAUGGCAAACAAUGUAUUUCAGUCCAAAAACGGAACGAGAUUUUGUGAGAAAUCAUCUUGGGCCAGCAUUGAAAAGUAGUGAAGUUGGUCGAAACAUCUCCUUGAUGAUUAUGGAUGACCAACGAACACAACUACCUGUUUGGGCUGAUGUGGUUUUUAAAGAUGCAAAAGCUGCUGAGUAUGUGUCAGGAAUAGCAGUACAUUGGUAUGCAGAUUUUGUAUCAGUAAAACGACUUUCUGAAACACACAAUCGUCAUCCAAACAAGUUUAUCCUUGCUACAGAAGCAUGUACUGGAUCAAAACCUUUUGAGCACUCGCCUAUUUUAGGAGACUGGUCACGUGGUGAUCAAUAUGCUCAUGAUAUUAUUCAGGAUCUCUUGAAUUGGGUUGUUGGCUGGACAGAUUGGAAUCUUUGUUUGGAUGUAGAAGGUGGGCCCAAUUUCGCGAAGAAUUAUGUCGAUGCACCUAUAAUAGUAAAUGCUACAGCUGAUGAAUUUUACAAGCAACCUAUGUUUUACGUGAUGGGGCAUUUUAGUAAAUUCGUUCGACCUGGUUCGGUUCGCAUUGAACUAUAUUAUUUCGAGAAACCAGUGUUAUAUGAAGGAGUUGCCUUCAUCACCCCAUCAGAACAACGAGUUGUGGUGCUGUUAAAUCGUAGUAAAAAGCUGAUGAAAUUUACUGUGGAAGAUGGAAAUAAGGCCUUGUAUAUUCAAAUGCAACCAAGAAGUAUUAUAACAAUCAUCUGGAAUAAAUUAGUCUAA